GUCGAUCAUCUGACCCUUACGUCGGUGACUCCUCUCAUUGAAAAUCUUGCUAAACUUCGUACACUGCAAGAAUGCAAUUUGUAACCAUCACGGAGCUAUUUCGGCCCCCUUCUCUGACAUCACAGCCUCGUCCUACCCCUCCACAGGCACCUCGACUCGACAUGCAGAUGCGGUGUUACCCCCCUCCCUUCAUUCGUGCAGCCUCGCGCCCCCACUCACGCACAGUAUUCCAAAACGAGGUCUUCUCGCGAAUCCUCAGCCCUACCCGCCGCACCCCCACUUCCCUCCUAGCCCCGGUACCUUGCAAAGAAACGUACUGUAGUAAUUCCCCAAUUGCAUGCUCGUACAGCAUCCAUGGCCUGUGCGUCACCUCGCAUCGAUCCAGGAACAGAAUCAACUGUGCCCUCCUCCACUUCCAGACAUUUCUCCGAUGCUGCACUCUCCUAAAAGCAGAACUCGUAUCUCCCGCCUCAAGGCAGCAGAUUAGAUGAAAGGACACGAUCUCCAGUCCGUACGUACCGUGGCUUUCGCGAUCGCGUGCCACGCACCGUACGUCCGUAUCGAGGGAAUGAAAGGGGAACGUUUCACAGACCUCCAUCCUUCCCGUGGUCAACUCGGUGGAAAGUUGUGGGUUUGCCACAUUUAGGCAGGAAAUGAAAUCAGCCACGUUCCCGAACACUGCCUCACGACACAGAAGAUUCUAAAUUUUU
Hyaloscypha bicolor E is the source of this 710-nucleotide messenger RNA. RefSeq lists its product as uncharacterized. The record is from RefSeq and is a predicted model, not a curated record. NCBI's taxonomy places the organism in Eukaryota, Fungi, Ascomycota, Leotiomycetes, Helotiales, Hyaloscyphaceae. The transcript has a single exon. The annotation marks the transcript as partial.